This is a messenger RNA of Gongylonema pulchrum, 222 nucleotides long. The record is from the annotation of a GenBank genome assembly. NCBI's taxonomy places the organism in Eukaryota, Metazoa, Nematoda, Chromadorea, Rhabditida, Gongylonematidae.
AUGAUAAUUAAUGUAGGCCAUCCGCACGAUGAGAAGCUGAUGGAAUAUUUUCGCUCUGAAAAAUUUGAAUUCGGUAUCAUCGAACAAAUCAAUUUCGGCGGCUAUGCUAUAUUCAGCAAAAUUGGUUUGAAAAAUUAUGCCACUGCGAUGGCAGUCAAUCUUAUUGAAGUUGCUGCUGAUUUGUAUGGUGUUAGCUCCAAUCCAAGCUACGUUCCUGGUUAG